Messenger RNA from Rosa chinensis, 663 nucleotides. Its product is annotated as secreted RxLR effector protein 161-like. The record is from RefSeq and is a predicted model, not a curated record. The annotation marks the transcript as partial. Lineage: Eukaryota; Viridiplantae; Streptophyta; Magnoliopsida; Rosales; Rosaceae. The transcript has a single exon.
UAUCUGUGCCAGAGGAAGUAUGUCCUUGACUUGCUGACAGAAACAGGUUUGUUGGAUUGCAGACCUAUUGACACUCCUAUUGAGCAGAACCAUGGUUUAGCCGAGUAUCCAGAUCAGGUACCUACUGAUCGAUCUCGCUAUCAGAGGUUGGUUGGACGCUUGAUUUAUUUGGCUCAUACCAGACCAGACGUUGCGUAUGCAGUGAGCGUGGUGAGUCAGUUCAUGCAUAAUCCGAGUGAGAGUCACAUGGAUGCUGUUAUGCGAAUUCUGAAGUACUUGAAAUCAGCUCCAGGUAGGGGAGUACUAUUUUCUAAACACAACAACAUCCUCGAGGUUUGUGGCUUCACAGAUGCAGAUUGGGCUGGAAAUAUCACAGACAGGAGGUCGACAUCAGGUUACUUUAUCUUUGUGGGAGGUAAUUUGGUUACAUGGAAGAGUAAGAAACAGAAAGUUGUGGCACGUUCUAGUGCUGAGGCCGAGUAUAGAGGUAUGGCUCACGGAGUGUGUGAAUUGUUGUGGCUGAGAAAUCUGUUACGUGAUCUGGGUUUCAUACUCAAAAAUUCCAUGCAGUUGUAUUGUGACAACAAGGCAGCUAUUGACAUAUCACAUAAUCCAGUACAGCAUGAUCGUACUAAGCAUGUGGAGGUUGAUCGUCACUUUAUA